Molecule: messenger RNA, 669 nt
Organism: Cucurbita moschata (crookneck pumpkin)
Lineage: Eukaryota; Viridiplantae; Streptophyta; Magnoliopsida; Cucurbitales; Cucurbitaceae
Product: probable E3 ubiquitin-protein ligase RHA4A
Exons: 1
Coding region: 1-669 (222 amino acids)
Source: RefSeq, a predicted model, not a curated record
AUGUCUUUAACCUUCGGCGACUCUCUGUCCUUCCAAUGUUCCUUCCGCACCAAUAGCACCGGCACCCUGGCUUCCCACGAGCAACCCAUGCAGUUCGUGGAACUCCGACUCGGACAUUCAAGCCAUCUCAUCUCUCGAUCUUCUCGCCAAAUUCUCCAACAAACUCCCUCAACUCCAAUGGGCGAUGCUCUGUUUCCUUUUAUUCUGCGGGACCUGCUCCACCCACCCUUCCUCUCCAAAUCCCACGUUCUUCGGUUUCUGUCUUCCUUCAGCAUCCCCAUCGCCGUCUGCAAUAUCAUCUUUGUGGAGAUCUCCUCCUUUGCGCUCCACUUGGCCGCCGGCAACGUGGAUCUCAACUUCCACAUCGUCGUGGAUGUGGAUGCCAUCGAAAUGAUAUGGGUGGACCUGGACCCAUUCCUUAUUGAAGAAUACUCUCCGCCUGCGAUGAACGGGGCGCCGGCGUCGGCGAUUGAGAGGUUGCAGAGGCAGGAAUUUGAUGGGUUAAGGGAGGAAGAGGAGGGGGAAUGCAGUGUUUGCUGCGAAGCGCUGAAGGGAGAAGAGGAGGUGAGCAGAAUCCCAUGUGGUCAUGUGUAUCACAAAUGCUGUAUUCUCAGGUGGCUUCAGAUGAGCAAUUCGUGUCCUCUCUGCAGAACCAAAUUAGAACAAUAG